AUGCAGGCCCUGCGACGGGUAGGCGCGACGACGUUGAGGACGAGCAGCACGACGCUCUCGACGUCCCAGACGCUUAUCGCCUCCUUUUCGACCUCUAGCAGCGCUCGUUCUCCCGCCCCGUCAUCAUCUUCAUCGGCGUCGCAUGCCGCCGCCGUCAGCAACAGCUCGUCUGGUGCCGGCCAGAGUAUCAUCCCGCUCUCCAACAUCCAAGCCCAGUGGGACUCUAUGACCGAGCAGGAACAGUCGCUCGUUCACCGACAGCUCGAGACGUUGCAGGCAAAGGACUGGAGAUCACUCAGCUUGGACGAAAAAAGAGCUGCUUACUAUGUUUCCUUUGGUCCUCAUGGUGCUCGUGUGCCGGUCACAAAGGCUGGAGAACCUAGCAAGGUGGCCCUCGCAGUCGUUGCACUGCUCGCGGUCAGUAGCGCUCUUUGGGCAGUCGCUCGCUCCAGUGCCAACCCACCACCGAAAACAUUGACCAAGGAAUGGGAGCAGGCUGCUACGGAGAAGGCUCGUGAGGCCAAGAUCAACCCUAUCACUGGUCUCUCCUCGGAGGGCUACAAGGGCAAAGGCUUUGUACAGAGCAAAUAA
Molecule: messenger RNA, 591 nt
Organism: Serendipita indica DSM 11827
Lineage: Eukaryota; Fungi; Basidiomycota; Agaricomycetes; Sebacinales; Serendipitaceae
Source: the annotation of a GenBank genome assembly